CCCGUCUGCACCAAGAUGGCGGCCGCGGCGGCGCCGUCACGGCCUGGCCGGGCCGAGCGGGGCGCCUGAGCCGCGCUGCCUGCCGCAGCUCCCCCGAGCCCUCGCGGCUCCCCCUCGGGUGGUCAUCCCCCCCACCCCCGCCGCCUCCCGCUCAGCCCCUUCGCGCGCGCCUCCCCCACCCCACCCCGCCCCGGCGUCAUGUCUUGGGCGGCUCGCCCGCCCUUCCUCCCGCCGCGGCAUGCCGCGGGGCAGUGUGGGCCGGUGGGGGUGCGGAAAGAGAUGCAUUGUGGGGUCGCGUCCCGGUGGCGGCGGCGGCGGCCCUGGCUGGAUCCCGCGGCGGCGGCGGCGGCGGCGGCGACCGCGACCGGAGAGCAGCAAAGCCCGGAGCCGGAGGCGGAGCCGGAGCCGGGGGAGGCUGGCCGGGACGGGAUGGGCGACAGCGGGCGGGAUUCCCGAAGCCCAGACAGCUCCUCCCCCAACCCCCUCUCCCAGGGGAUCCCGCCGUCGCCUCCCCCUGGCCCACCUCUCACCCCUUCGGGACCUCCGCCUCCAAUGCCACCCCCUCCGCUGGGCUCCCCGUUCCCAGUCAUCAGCUCUUCCAUGGGGUCCCCUGGUCUGCCCCCUCCGGCUCCCCCAGGAUUCUCCGGGCCCGUCAGCAGCCCUCAGAUUAACUCCACAGUGUCGCUCCCUGGGGGUGGGUCUGGCCCCCCCGAAGAUGUGAAGCCACCGGUCCUGGGGGUCCGGGGCCUGCACUGCCCACCCCCUCCCGGUGGCCCCGGGGCUGGCAAACGUCUCUGUGCAAUCUGCGGGGACCGGAGCUCAGGCAAGCACUACGGAGUUUACAGCUGUGAGGGCUGCAAGGGGUUCUUCAAACGCACCAUUCGGAAGGACCUGACCUACUCCUGCCGCGAUAACAAAGACUGCACGGUGGACAAGCGCCAGAGGAACCGCUGUCAGUACUGCCGCUACCAGAAGUGCCUGGCCACUGGCAUGAAGAGGGAGGCGGUCCAGGAGGAGCGGCAGCGGGGCAAAGACAAAGACGGGGAUGGGGACGGGGCUGGGGGCGCCCCCGAGGAGAUGCCGGUGGACAGGAUCCUGGAGGCAGAGCUCGCCGUGGAGCAGAAGAGUGACCAAGGCGUUGAGGGUCCCGGGGGCACCGGGGGGAGCGGCAGCAGCCCAAAUGACCCAGUGACUAACAUCUGCCAGGCGGCUGACAGACAGCUGUUCACGCUCGUUGAGUGGGCGAAGAGGAUCCCACACUUCUCCUCCCUGCCCCUGGAUGACCAGGUCAUACUGCUGCGGGCAGGCUGGAACGAGCUCCUCAUUGCCUCCUUCUCCCAUCGGUCCAUCGAUGUCCGAGAUGGCAUCCUCCUGGCCACGGGUCUUCAUGUGCACAGAAACUCAGCCCAUUCCGCAGGCGUGGGAGCCAUCUUUGAUCGGGUGCUGACAGAGCUAGUGUCCAAAAUGCGUGACAUGAGGAUGGACAAGACAGAGCUUGGCUGCCUGCGGGCAAUCAUUCUGUUCAAUCCAGAUGCCAAGGGCCUCUCCAACCCCGGAGAGGUGGAGGUCCUGCGGGAGAAGGUGUACGCGUCCCUGGAGACCUACUGCAAGCAGAAGUACCCGGAGCAGCAGGGCCGGUUCGCCAAGCUGCUGCUGCGUCUUCCGGCCCUGCGCUCCAUCGGCCUCAAGUGUCUGGAGCACCUGUUCUUCUUCAAGCUCAUCGGCGACACCCCCAUUGACACCUUCCUCAUGGAGAUGCUCGAGGCUCCCCACCAGCUGGCCUGAACUCAGACUCACGCGUGCGUGCGUGUGUGCGUGCGCCCCUCAGCUGUGGGGAGUGCCACCUCCGUGGGAGAGGGCUCGAGCCUGGGCAGGGUGGGAGGGGCCGAGGGCCCAACCAGAGCCGUGGGCAGAUGGCGCCCAGAGGAGGAGGGCAGCCUGCAAGGAACCUGGUGACCCUGAGCAGCGUUUGCCUGGUCUCCACGUCGGAAGGGACCCCAGAUCCCUUUGACGACCACAUGUCUACCUUCAGUGGCCUUGAGUCUCUGAAUUUGCCGGGGUCUCCCUGACGUGGGCGAUUCUCACCCUGGCUCCCCCAGCACAAAGCACUGGCCCUGCUCCCUGCGCGCGGGGACCCCGCGCCCUUCUCAAGAGUGGACUGGAGCUCCUCUGGAAAGGGUGUCGAGGGGCAGGCCCCCCCAAGCUGAUGGCCCUUCAUCCCCCCAACUUGACAGAGGGGGGGCAGAGGGAGGGCGCCCGCCUCCGCCUGUCAGCCCCCUUCAUGCAGCUCCUGCAGUCAGACUGACGAAUAAAGGGUAUGGUGAAGGGGCCGAUGGA
Molecule: messenger RNA, 2337 nt
Organism: Mesocricetus auratus (golden hamster)
Lineage: Eukaryota; Metazoa; Chordata; Mammalia; Rodentia; Cricetidae
Gene: Rxrb
Product: retinoid X receptor beta
Biological process (GO): response to retinoic acid; positive regulation of transcription by RNA polymerase II; cell differentiation
Cellular component (GO): nucleus; RNA polymerase II transcription regulator complex
Molecular function (GO): zinc ion binding; retinoic acid-responsive element binding; nuclear steroid receptor activity
Source: RefSeq, a predicted model, not a curated record